Messenger RNA from Porites evermanni, 4001 nucleotides. The record is from the annotation of a GenBank genome assembly. NCBI's taxonomy places the organism in Eukaryota, Metazoa, Cnidaria, Anthozoa, Scleractinia, Poritidae.
AUGGCUAAAUGGGAUUCCAAAAACCUGGAAAUUAAGAGCAAAUCUGUGGAACUAACUCUUGUACCUUUGGUUACUCAAGUAAGGGUGGCUGUCGCAUUUUGACCUUUGAUGAACAAGAGGACAUUAUAAAACUUUUCAGCAGAGAUCUAUUCUUUAGCGAAGGAGAAUCUUCACUUUAGCUUAUUUUUGUUUCAUCAUGGAAUUUAUAUUUUAAGAUAACUUUUGCACUUCUCAGUGUGUUUUCGGCCAUUUUCGAGCGGUCUUUAACAUGGUGCUUUAUUAUUUUUCGCGUCGUAGAUUACAACCUUAGUUAACCACAAAGACCACGGACGCAGAACAGACCGAGCGAGAAAAGCAAUUCACGAAAUUGGAAAAGUUGUAGCUAUUGCCGUGGAGCGAUUUGUAAAUGUUGGGGAGCAAAUCGCUGAAGAAAACGAAGAUGUGGCGAAUGAAAUGCGGGAAGCAUGUGAAGAAGCUAAAAAAUCAGGACAAGCUAUUUUAAAUCUCACUUCAUCAGCCGGAGCGGAAUCUACGAGCGGCGAUGAUGGCGUGAACUUAGCUGAUAAGAAUGGGAUGGUUCGUGCGGCACGUUCCCUGCUUUCCGCCGUUACCAGAGUUUUGAUCAUUGCAGACUCUGUUGUUGUGAAAAGACUGUUAAAGGCGGUCAAAAAGGUAAAGAGCUUACAAAAAUCCCGCGACGUUAGCUUAAAUUUCAUGCAUUUUGUCUCGCUGAUGGACAUUCGCAAGGUCGCUAAGAUUGUUAAUUGAAGAUCAUUUGUUCGUUACAAUUGCUGUUGGCUGGUUCGACCUAUUUAAGCAAUGAAUGAAAAAUCUUAGCGCUAAAAAAGUUUAUUUUUUCAAUAACAUAUAAAGUUGGAUGUAUUUUCAAGCCAAUUGACGUCAGACAUUUGUUUAUUUCUUAAUUCAAGCACCCGCAACAAAGAGUAAGCUAGAGUUCUUUACUAUAUUUCCUCUAAACAAUUCUCCUGCUUGAGUAACAGUAACUUUCCCUACUCUUUGAAAAUAUUGCAAGUUAGUUUGGUCCCUUGUUAUUUAAUUGAGUUUUAAGGAAAAUAGACUGCUAUAAAUUCUGCUGUCUUUUACGUAUUAUUUGCAAAUAUUUUAUGCAUGUAAAUCGAGAAUCGUAGCAAUAUUGGUAUGCUUGAAAAUAAUAUUAGCGGAACGUUUGGGGCGGUUUUUAAGAGCAUCCGGAGAUCUGUUGAGGAAGUAUCCAUUAAAAUUCUUCCGCAGAUUUCAUUCUCAAACAUGAUCUGGUGUUUUAUAAAUGUUAUUUAAAGCGUUUUAGCUUUAAAUAACAUCUUUUGCAAAUUUUUGCCUAACUUUUUUGAAAAUAUUGAAUAAUUGGAUUAACAUUAUUGUAUCUCUAAACAAAUUAUGCCCACCUAAACCGACAUAUGGUUUUCUUUGUAAAUUCCCCAGAAAAACUGUUUGCAAACAAGUGAAGAAUACCUUUUCAAAACCCAAAAGGUUGUUUACCCAACUUUAUUCUAGUUUAAAAUUUAAGUUUGGAAGAUUUCUGCUUAUUGGUGAUUCUCUCUAAGCACCAAGAUAUUUUGAUACAUUUUUUCAUGGUGGUAGAUAUACAGAGGUCACAAUUUUCUAGUGUUUUGAUAAGGGGAUGAUUUGAGCAUUUUCGAGUGACUUUUCAAUUACCUGUUUUUAAGGCAUUUAAUUUGAACACUCAUGUGUUAAACAAAUAGGAGUUGUUUGUAAUUUUAAUCCACCUCAACCAUUACAAUGCUUGCCAGUUUGCUAUGUUAAUCUCUUUAAUUAAAUCAUGUGACCGAUGGGCUUUAAAUCUGAAUAAAUCGAGAUGCAAGAUGUUGUGUUUUUAAACUUAAGUGCAUGACUUAGGUUCUUAUAGUUAAACCCAUAAAACAAACUCCAACUCAAAAACUUGAAGGUUUGUAUGGUUUUCAUCAGAUCCCAUUCAAUUAAGAAGUACUUUUUACCACUUUCUCAAGUACUUUUAUUGUUUUUAGGUUUGAUAUUCUUUGGACUUANCGAGUGACUUUUCAAUUACCUGUUUUUAAGGCAUUUAAUUUGAACACUCAUGUGUUAAACAAAUAGGAGUUGUUUGUAAUUUUAAUCCACCUCAACCAUUACAAUGCUUGCCAGUUUGCUGUGUUAAUCUCUUUAAUUAAAUCAUGUGACCGAUGGGCUUUAAAUCUGAAUAAAUCGAGAUGCAAGAUGUUGUGUUUUUAAACUUAAGUGCAUGACUUAGGUUCUUAUAGUUAAACCCAUAAAACAAACUCCAACUCAAAAACUUGAAGGUUUGUAUGGUUUUCAUCAGAUCCCAUUCAAUUAAGAAGUACUUUUUACCACUUUCUCAAGUACUUUUAUUGUUUUUAGGUUUGAUAUUCUUUGGACUUAAAAGUCAAGUUAAAAGCAUUUGUGAGUCCUAACAGUUUUCAGCUUCAAAUUUACUAUUUCACUUUCAAAGUGACAAUUUUGAAAACAUAAAAUUAAUAGAGUGUUGCUCUUCAUUGUUUAUCAUCAAAAUGUGCAGCAAAAUAUACAGCAAUGAGUUCCUGAAAACUCCUUUCGCCUUUUCUUUCUGUCUCUAUGGGACUUUGAUUAAAACAGAGUUUCAAUGAUGUGUCAGUCUUAACACAAAAACUAAAUGUUGUUGUCUUUAUUACUUAACUAUUCAACUAUUCCACAGGUGGAUGAUAGGCUGAAGGAACUAGAAGAUGUGAAUACAUUUACUGAUUUUGUGCAAGCAUUUAGCCAGUUUGGUUCUGAUAUGGUGGAGUUGGCUCAUUUAUCUGGGGACAGACAAAAUGUAGGUAUACCAUAUUUAUUUAAUGCCUUGGAAUUAAGUGCCCUGGGCGCUUAUUAAUUUUUUGGACCUUAUUUGAAGUAGGCAGUUAUUCAAAGUUGGGCACUUAUUGUCACACUGAAUCAGGGCUUUCAGUGGCAGGCUAAUAAUGAAUAGUAGGUAGCUUUGGAACUCGCACCAAAGUCACAAGUUCUUGAGGGCCAAGGCAUCUAGGGACAUUUUGAAAUUUAGAGUCUCGGAAAUGGCGUUUGCAGGUUUUUUUUUUCCAGCGCAGAAUCCAUGUUGUUUCGUUAGAACACACUCAAGACUGGGAACAAUGCCAUCGAAAUGACCAAGGCAUUCCAUGACAUCACAUGGUUCGAACGUUUCACAGAUCUAAACCUGUUUAAAUAUGCGUUUAAUGUCAUUCAAAACUGAGAAAAGGGACGCUGUACAAUUUUAUUCGAUGGUGCUUAUUUUUUGUUAGCAGUUAUGGUAGAAAGUGAUGAAAGUAGCCUGCUAAGGAUGGCUAACUAGGCGGCAGUUUUGGCCAGCUAUCGGCCCUUAUUGACAGCCCUGAUUGAAUGCUGUUGGCUCCAUUAAACCCCUCUCCUAUGUGAACAGGUCUGGAGGCCCAUUUGCAAACAGUAUUUAACUGAUGAAAGCUGUAAUGUUGAUACUAUGAAAAGUUAUUUUCUUUUAUUUUUGCAGGACUUGAAAGAUGACACCUUAAAAGCUGAGAUGGGUGCCGCCAGAUCAGUAUUGGAAAAGUCUACAAUGAUGUUACUAACAACGUCUAAGGUAUUCAGUUACUAAAAAAAUUGUCCUGAGACUUUGAGUUGGGUACAGCUAUAGGUUGAAAAAAACUCUUUAAACAGAUCAGACAUGGCAAAGUAUAGCAGUCCAAUUUCAGGUAGAGAGUAUGGUAAACUUUAUUUUGCACAAAAUGUAGUGAGUAAUUUUUUGUGGAACUGAUUGCAACAAAUUUGAUUCAAGUGAUUUUUAUUUGAUACUAAUGUGGUUUAAUUUGUUUAUGUAAUGUCUUGUUAAGACCUGUUUGAGGCAUCCAGACUCAAGAUCCGCAAAGGGAAACAGGGAAGGUGUUUUUAAAAAAAUGAGAGAAGCUAUGGCAACAAUAACAUCUGUUGUUCAAGAUGAACCUAAAGAAGAGUCAGAAAAUGGAGGGUUAGCAAUGGAUCUUGGAAAUUUUGAGGUAAGC